This is a messenger RNA of Coturnix japonica (Japanese quail), 2753 nucleotides long. It is a transcript of the gene SRD5A1, whose product is annotated as steroid 5 alpha-reductase 1. Gene Ontology annotation, biological process: steroid biosynthetic process. Gene Ontology annotation, cellular component: membrane. Lineage: Eukaryota; Metazoa; Chordata; Aves; Galliformes; Phasianidae. Gene Ontology annotation, molecular function: 3-oxo-5-alpha-steroid 4-dehydrogenase activity. The record is from RefSeq and is a predicted model, not a curated record.
CGCAGGGCGUGCCGCAGGCUGCCCGAGGAAUGGAGAUGCGGCGGGGCGGCUCAGUGGGGCGUAUCGCGACAUGGCAGGUGGAUGUUCCUUCUGCACCUUCUGGCAGCGGGCAGCGGGCCCGCGGGAGCAGCGCCUGCUGGGCCUGCUGUCCUACGGGCUGGUGGCGCUCGGCGCCGUGUCGGCGCUGCUGCUGCGGUUCAUCCCCAUGCCCUACGGGCGCUACUCGUCGCGCCGUUUCGGCUGGCUGCUGCCCGCCCGGCCCGCAUGGCUGCUGCAGGAGCUGCCCGCGCUCAUCGUCCCGCUCGCACUGUCCGCCUGCAUCCCCUCAUGGCGGCUGCCCAACGCCGUGCUGCUGCUCUGCUUCGUCCUGCACUACGUCAACAGGGCACUCAUAUUUCCUUUUCUGAUCCGGCAAGGAAAGCCGACACCGUUUUUCACCUUCCUACUAGCACUUCUCUUCUGUAUAUACAAUGGAUACUUGCAAGGCCGAAGCUUAAGCACCUAUGCAGAGUACCCUUCAGACUGGUUAAAACAUCCUUGUUUCAUUGCAGGUUUCCUGGGGUGGCUGAUUGGCAUGGUAAUCAAUAUUCAUUCUGAUCAUAUCCUUAGAAAUCUGAGAAAACCUGGAGAAACUGGUUACAAGAUACCAAGAGGGGGAAUGUUUGAAUAUGUCAGUGGAGCCAACUUCUUUGGAGAGAUCCUGGAAUGGCUUGGAUUUGCCCUUGCCUGCUGCACUAUUGAAAGCCUUGCAUUUGCACUAUGUACGCUAUUCAUUUUGAGUUCAAGAGCAAAGCAACACCACCAGUGGUACCUUGAGAAAUUUGAAGACUACCCAAAGAAUAGAAAAAUUGUGAUUCCAUUUGUAUAUUAGUCUGUUAUUUAAAUGCCAUCAGGUUCUGAUGGUAACACCAUUUUUAAAUGGUUACUUCUUGGAACAAGUAACACUUCAUGAGUGUUACCCAGCUAAUGUUCUCCUACCACUGUGACAAAGCCUUUGUAUCUGUGCUAUUAAUUACUACUUUUCCUUGUAAUUAGAACCCUUAACUCAGUGGGCAUGGUGAACAGGAACAGAAGUGCUUUUGCAGUGGCACAUGACUAUUGUGAGUACAUAGGACAAGACAUCUGGAUUCAUACCAUAUAAACUAUUGUACAGGAUUUCUAAUGCUUCAGGUUCAGCCUACAGUUUUCUGGUGUUCUCAUCUGAGGAUUGUGCUAUGACACAGUCACUCUCAGUGUACAGUUUGGCUGAUGUAUUCAGCCUUCUACUUGUCUGCAUAAACCCAUGGGACUGAUUUGAUCGCCUUUCUCAUUCUUUCUUCCCUUUGCCCUCCAUUUCCAGGAGAUCAAAUGCAGACCAAAGACAUUAAAUGAAUAUAGUUACUGUGAGACGAAAGAUGUUCUUCAUCCUCUCUGCACUACUGUGCAGAUAUGAACAAAACAGAGAUGUUAAUGCUGUUCGCAUUGAUAGCUAUACCAGUGCCUUUCCCAAAUAACAGAUUGACUUUAAACAUCUGCCUCUCAAACUUCAUAACCAUCUCAAAUAAUACUCAGUGUAUGUUUUCAGCUCCAUAUUACUCUAGAGGACAUUAUUUAUUAGGGAUGCUUAAUACAGUCUAGCACGGUUGAUGGUUCUUUUUAAUGUUCUGUAGAUUUUGCUUACUAUAUAGUUUUUUAAAAAAUCUUUGGUAAUAUUGGUAUAUUGGUAAUAUAAUUUCACUAAACAUUGAGUUUUCCAUUAUCCCAUUAAGCUUUGUUUGGAGCUCAAAAUUCUUUUCUUUUUUUUUUUUCUUUUUUUUUUUUUGUAUGAAUUACUCUACUAUCAGAGAAACCAAAGUGUUGCAAGGGAAGAAUUUUUGCCUUAAUUAUUUUUUACAUAUAUUUUAAAUAUAUGCAGGGAAUAGGUGAUGAAAAAGUGCUUUGCUACCCAGACUUCUGCUUAACAGAAGUUUGGUUACUAACUGCUCUCCUUUGCACAGCUUAUACAGUACUUAAUGCACUGAAGCAUUGGCUAUCAUUAUGGGUUUAUUCAGGGAUAUAAAGAAGUGUAACACAUUCUAUUAUUAUUGACUGAAAUAGUUAGAGGAAAGAGGGGAGCAAAAUUGUUAUUCACGUUGCUAUGAUAAUUUGCCCAACAGCUGAGCCAUCAGACUGUCAGCUGCUCCUCAUAGCGAUUAUGACCAAUAACACUCUUCCAACACCCAGGAAGCUGUCUGAUAUGUCCAGGUAUUUGUAAGCCCUAUUGCAUCCUUGUGGCAGUUCUUAAAUAUUGAUAUCUAAACAUUCCAGCUAUCAGUAUCCCUUUUAGAAGGGCAAAAUGCAUCAACAUCUAAUCUAAGUGUUUAAGUACUUGUGUGGUUUACGGUGAAAUAAUAUUUGCAUUUUUGGGUUUAGCUAAAAAAGCACUAACGGGACAAACAACCAGUAAAAAAUGACUUGGCUACAGUGAUUUAAUCUGUAAUCCCUCCUUGUUUUACUCCCUGUAAUGAAAAGGUAAAGAUUCAAGAGACGCGCAGCUGUUUGUAGGUGGUAGUCUUCUGUUGUAGCUCAUGAGAAAUUUCUACUGAUGCAUCAGUUUUGCUCUGAUUUUAUGCUGCUAAAUAUUUAUAGUGAUUAAGAGUUUAGUUUAUUUUGCUCAGUGUUGAUUUCUGGUUUGCCGGUAGCAGAAUGGAGAUCUGAGACACGUGGUCCUCCGAGGCGAUUACUGUUGUUCUAGUUAACUGGAAUAUUAAAAAGAAAAUGUAAACAAAGAACAA